AUGGGGAACGAACAGUCGACCCCGCUUGCUGGAGGCGUGGUGGCGGCAGGCGCACCUGCUGCUGCUACACCCCCAAACACUCUUACCCAAGAGGAAAAAGCAGCUAGGUUCGCGGCGGAAUUGGAAAGGAAACGGUUGGAGAAUAUUGCGAGGAAAAGAGCGGCGCGUGAGGCCGUGGAGAAAAAGGCUGCGGCGGACAAGCAUGUUGCAAAUGAGCUUGCCGCUUCAAAAGUCGCGGAAUUACUAGGCAAGGUCGCGGAAGAGAACAAGCGAACCCAGGAGGAAACGAGAGCGGCCUUGAGCGCGAAGCUCGAAGCCCUUCCGCGACAGCUGGCUGAGCAGCGACGUCUCAUUGCGGAUAGGAGAGCCCCGCCAGCCACACCUGCAGGAGGUUUGCGGGCGGAACACAUCGAGCCAGUUCGCACUCGCGAUCCUCUUCCUGUCACGAACAAAGUUUCGACGAAGAAAGGAACAGCUGUUGCGAGCACAGCCCAGAAUUCUGAACGACGAGGGUCGAAUGAAGGUGGGUCUCCUACUGAGAAGCCAACAAAAACAAAGGCCCUGCUGAAUCGAGCCCGCAAUGACGAUGGCUCUCCGAGACGAGGAUCAAAUGACUCCGGGAUCGGGAUGCCAAAAUCAGCGGCCACGGACAACUCCAGGCCCAUCAAAGUUCCAACAGGUCCACGUCGCCGCGUUUCUUCGUCAAGUGACGAUGACAGAGGUAUGGYUCCACGAGCGACCAAGCGCCCGGCUGGUUCGCUGGCCGGGACCGAGGAGAGAUCUAAAAGACCAAGGGCCUCCAUUCCAGCAUCUGCAUCUGCAUCUGCAUCCGCGUCUCCGAAAUCUCCAGCAGCGGACCUCCCGGCAACGCCCUCUGGAAGCAUCGUCGACCUGCAACCUCCAUCUUGGUAUUCUGCCCUCGCUUUCGUACCAAAGCGUGGCGAAGCUGAUGCAGCUGUCGAGCCUUUGCUCAAGACAUUAAGGACAAAGAUUGGGUUCUGCAAGGAUCCGAGGAACAUGUCAGGUCCGAGAGACAUCCAGCAAAAAGCUUUCAAUGAUAUCAGGCGCCGUAUCCAUGAGCUCGUUUUCCAGACAGUUAAUGAGAAACUCUUGCGCAACAAUAGCAUGUUGCACAACGACAGAGGACUUCCUCAGCUGUUUGUGGAGCAAUACUCCGGUGGUGUCAAGUGGCCAUUUGACAUCAAAGCCGACGCCAAAGAACUCUACUGGAAAUGGUGCAAUCGUGUCUUCGAGACUGAUCUUCUUCGGGGUAUUAUCCCGGGAGGUGGCAAGUCUGGCGGCGACAGAAGCUCCGACAAAUUGGAUGACAAUUGGCCCUACAGAGUCAACCCAAGAUUUCACGGCAAUGGCCAGCUCGUCAACGGCCAGUGGUGGCCCACUCAACUCGCAGCUUUGCGUGAUGGUGCCCAUGGUUCUUCCCAAGGCGGAAUUUACGGAGAGUCUGGCGGAAGCGCGUACUCCUGUAUCAUGGCAGGAAACCACGAUUACGCGGACAAGGACGAUGGCGAUAAGGAUGAUGGUGAAGUCGUCUAUUACUGCGGCACAGACUCAUUCGAUGGGAAAGUAACAGCAGGAACCAAACACAUGAUUGCCAGUUGUGCGGAUGGUGAACCUGUUCGAUCAAUCCGCUCGCAUAAAGUCCAAUCCAAGUAUGCACCGGAAAUGGGGCUGAGGUACGAUGGACUAUACGAUGUUGUGAGCUACGAGAGAUUGGACCCAGAGUUUUCUCUCAGGCAGAGGCAUCGCUUCAAGUUGGUCAGAAGGAGCGGACAGGAUCCUAUUCGUGGCGGACAUGGGCCGGAGAAGAGGCCCACGCAGCAGGAAUGCGAGGCUCAUCAGAAGGAUAAGCGGUUGCGAGGCAUUGGUGGUGCCCCGAAGGCGCUCAAGGGAAAGAAAGGAGAGGUCUUUCCUACAUGGGGAUGA
Messenger RNA from Ramularia collo-cygni, 1944 nucleotides. RefSeq lists its product as uncharacterized. The record is from RefSeq and is a predicted model, not a curated record. The coding region runs from base 1 to 1944 and encodes 647 amino acids. Gene Ontology annotation, molecular function: ubiquitin protein ligase activity. NCBI's taxonomy places the organism in Eukaryota, Fungi, Ascomycota, Dothideomycetes, Mycosphaerellales, Mycosphaerellaceae. The transcript has a single exon. Gene Ontology annotation, biological process: protein ubiquitination; negative regulation of gene expression via chromosomal CpG island methylation.